Erinaceus europaeus (western European hedgehog) is the source of this 920-nucleotide messenger RNA. It is a transcript of the gene ERP27, whose product is annotated as endoplasmic reticulum protein 27. Gene Ontology annotation, biological process: protein folding; response to endoplasmic reticulum stress. The transcript has 7 exons. The coding region runs from base 1 to 822 and encodes 273 amino acids. The record is from RefSeq and is a predicted model, not a curated record. Gene Ontology annotation, cellular component: endoplasmic reticulum. Lineage: Eukaryota; Metazoa; Chordata; Mammalia; Eulipotyphla; Erinaceidae.
AUGGAAGCUGUCUCAUUCAGAUGCCUGUUUCUAUUAUUUCUCUUCACUUGUUGGCUGUCCCCAGAAGUUGUUGCAGAAGCCCAGGAAUCCUCAGAUGUUUCCAGUACUUCCCAGGAACCUGUGAGGCUCACAGAUGUCCCAGCUACUAUGGAACUUAUUGCUGGUGCUGAGGUGACUGCCAUAGGCUUCUUCCAGGAUUUAGAAAUACCAGCAGUACCCAUAUUCCACAGCAUGGUGCAAAAAUUCCAAGAUGUAUCCUUUGGAAUCAGCACUGAUCCCGAGGUCCUGUCCCACUACAAUAUCACUGGGAACACCAUUGUCCUCUUUCGUGUGGUGGAUAACGAACAACUGUACUUGGCAAGUGAAGAACUUCAAAACAUUGAUGAUGCCAAAUUAAGCCGUUUCAUUGAGAUCCACAGCCUCCACUUGGUGACAGAGUACAACCCUAUGAGUGUGAUUGGCCUAUUUAAUAGCAUGGUUCAGAUUCACCUUCUGCUCAUUAUGAAUAAAGCCUCCCCACAGUAUGAAGAGAGUGUGAACAGAUACCGGGAGGCAGCUAAGCUCUUCCAGAGGAAGAUUCUUUUUGUUCUGGUGGACAGUAGUAAGAAGGAAAAUGCAAAGGUGAUAGCAUUUUUCAAACUAAAGGAGUCUCAACUACCUGCGCUGGCAAUUUACCAAACUGUGGAUGAAGAGUGGGACAUGUUACCCCUUGAGGAUGUUUCUGUUGAACAUGUGCAAAGUUUUUGUGAUGGAUUUCUAGCAGGGAAGUUGUUGAGAGAAAAUACCGAGUCAGAAGGAAAGGCUCCAAAGAUGGAACUCUGAUUUCCCCCUGAUAUCUCUGACUACUACCCUGUAUCUACUGCAUGCUGAGUACAAAGGGCAACUCAAAUAUCACAGAUGCUAAGUAACAGGACCAUCAG